Messenger RNA from Vollenhovia emeryi, 950 nucleotides. It is a transcript of the gene Saysd1, whose product is annotated as SAYSvFN domain-containing protein 1. NCBI's taxonomy places the organism in Eukaryota, Metazoa, Arthropoda, Insecta, Hymenoptera, Formicidae. The record is from RefSeq and is a predicted model, not a curated record. The transcript is spliced from 3 exons. The coding region runs from base 188 to 700 and encodes 170 amino acids.
UUAUAUUUCACCAGUAGAAGCUUCAAGAAAUUGGCGCGAAUUGAGGAAAAAUGGCGGACCAAUCACAGCGUGCUAUCUUAUGGCCAGACUCUUAUUAGAGGGUCUCUAGGCCACUUGAGCCAGCAGCGCCAGCAGCUGACGUGUCGACCAUCAUCGCGAUGAAAUCGGAGCAGUUGCGAAUGUUGCGAUGACAGUGAAGGAGAGAUUAGAAGCCUACAGGCGUAGAAAACGUAGGGAGGAGAUGAUGCAGUCGGUCAAGAGUGUAAUGAAAAACAUAUUUUCGUGGAAUCGCCAAAGCGGAAUCGAGAGAUCCAUCGGAGAAUCUACGAGCGACGAGCAGGUCCAACUGUGCGAACAGUCGGUGGACGUCCAAGAGGAGGACGUCCAGGAGGAGAACGUCCAGGCGGAAGAUAGUACGCAGGAGUCGCAACGCACAGUGUUGAACCAAGUAAUCUAUUUAUUAUACUUCCUGUUGUGGGCGACGCUAUAUGUCAUCGCGCUGGAGUAUGAGUUUGGUGCUGUCUACUUUGUACUGUCGGCUCUGGUCUUCAUCUGCCUGAACACCAGAUCUGGACCGAAGCAACGUGGCGAGCUCAGUGCUUAUUCUGUCUUCAAUCCAAAUUGCGAGGCAAUAGAGGGUACCCUCGACGCGUCGCAGUUCGAGAAAGAGAUAAGAUACGGUAUAGGAGGGACACGGUGAGAUCAAGAUGGAUCAGUAAAGUGAAUAUUGAUUUGAGACGUUACUCAUAUUCCGAUCUAUUUAAUGCUACGAUUGGACCAAAUAUGAAGGGUAUACAGAAACGAGCUAAGAUUCUCAAGAGACUCACUAACGCCAGUAUUCAUAGUCAGACUUCAAAGCUGUCUCAAGAUCAUCUUUAGAUACUCUGUAACCGAUGAAAUGUUCCGUACAGCAUCGUUAGAUAAUUCAAGACGGUAGGAAAGAAGGAAAA